UGACCUGUGCCGGAAUCUGAUUGGUUGUUGGAGUGGGAACGCUGCGUCACCAGCCUGAGGUUCCCGGAAGUGUCGUGUGUGCUGGAGACUAGUGAGUGUGGAGUGAUAGGAGGGAGCCUGACUGCAUCUCAAUAGACACCGAGCGGGGACACUGGCCGGAUAGUGCGACCACACUGAGAGACAGCAACACGGUAUACACUGAGACACCGCCCUGUGUGCCGACACCACCAUUACCCAGGUUUAAAAGUGUUUGGAACCACACUUGUUAAGUAGAAACAAUGACAACUCGCUCUGAGAGAGAAAAAGCCCAGAAGCAGAAUGAACAGCACCAAGCUAUUCUGUCCAAGAUGUUACGAGAGGAAGACAAUAAAUAUUGUGCUGACUGUGAAGCCAAAGGUCCAAGAUGGGCUUCCUGGAAUUUAGGAGUUUUUAUUUGUAUUCGGUGUGCUGGAAUUCAUCGAAAUCUUGGUGUCCAUAUAUCAAGGGUCAAAUCUGUCAACUUGGACCAGUGGACUCCAGAACAGAUUCAGUGUAUGCAGGACAUGGGAAAUACAAAGGCUAGAGUUCUAUAUGAAGGCAAUCUUCCUGAGAACUUUAGAAGACCCCAGACUGACCAAUCUGUGGAAUUUUUCAUCAGAGAUAAAUAUGAAAGGAAGAAAUACUAUGACAAGAACGCUGCUACGACUAUCAGUACGUCGUCCUCUGAUGCUGUGCAGCCCUCGGCAUCCUCUCCUUCUCUGCAAGCUGCUGCUGAGAAAAGCAAAUUGGAGAAAGAAAAGGAGAAAAAAAAGGAAGAGAAGAAAAACGAUAGAGAGACUGAAAAACCAAUUAAACCGAUUGUAGAAAAGAUAGCGAAAAAAGAGCCACAGGUAGAAGUUAAAGCCAGUCCAAAAAAAGCCCCGGAACUGACCGUGGAUCUGUUAGGUCUCGAUACCCCAGCUGAUGGUCCGGUGGCAAAUGGGAGCUCAUCUAAUACAGCAACAUUAAAUGAUGACUUGGAUAUUUUUGGACCAAUGAUCUCUAAUCCUCUUCCUUCUUCAGCUGCACCUCCACCACAGGUCACUUCCAGCAAUCCAUCUGCUUCUACGGUAUCUUCUUCAACUGGGGACCUUGACUUAUUUACCGAUCAAACAGUGAAAACUGAAGAUACUCCAAAGAAGCCACUGUCAAAAGACUCAAUCUUGUCACUUUAUGGUACGACAAAUAUGCAGCAGCAAAGCAAUCCAGGAAUGUUCAUGGGUUCCUCUCCUAUGCCAUAUUCUACACAGCCUGCCACAAAUUUUCAGGCUUUCCCUCCAAUGGGUGUACCUGUUCCGGUUAGCAGUGGCAUGAUGGGGAACAUGAUGGGGCAACCAAUGCCAGGCAUGGGACAAAAUACCGGAAUGAUGGUUGGCAUGGGAAUGCCCAAUGGCUUUGUGGGAAAUGCUCCACCUGGUCUGGGAAUCUCUCCUAAUAUGAUGGGACCACAAGCAAUGGUUGGAAACAUGGCAACACCCCCAAACAAAUUUGGCAUGCAACAAGGCCAGCAAUCUCCUUGGAACCUUUCUCAGAUGAACCAGCAAAUGAGCGCAAUUAAUCUGAACGGAGCAAGCAAUGUGAUGGCUUUUGGUCAACCAGCUAACACUGUAGGAGGCGGAUGGGCUGGAAAUGCCACUGGCCAGACUCUAAGCACGCAGCUGUGGAAAUAAAAGCAUCCUCCGAGACCUCAUCAAGAGAAUCCAUUCUACAUUCCUUGCUUUGAUGCACAUGAUGCUCCUUAUUUCAGCCAUGUACAUAUUAUGCUUUCUCUUCCAGAUGCUCAUAAACAGAGCCGUUCAGAUGGACUUGUCAAUUUUGUAUUGAUUUGAAUUUGUGGUAACUAGUGGUUUUAACCCUCAAUGACUGCCAGAACAGGGUGAACAAUGCAAAGUAGCCCUCGGCUGUGACACAGAAAGGGUUAAAUAGCAUUUUCAUAUAACUGGCAUUCUAGAUCUAUGAUUUCAUGACUAAUAUAUAAAAGCUGCUUGUCCAACCUGUAUAGGUAUUUCCGCUCCAAUUUCACACACAAAAAACACACAAAUCUAAUGAUUACAUUUUAACGAAAAUGGGUUUCAUGGUAUAAGUAUCCAAAACAAUAUAGCAAUGCUUCCCCUUUCCUACCUAUCCCUUUCUGUAUAUCAAUCCUUGAAAACAUAUUGUGAUGGUAUGAAAUUCAGUUUAAUCAUGUGAAUCGAUUAGAAAUGUGUCACUGAACAGCAUUUUCUUGUUUUAACACCUUUUGGAUGUCGAUUUAUUGUAUUCUGUGAUGUUAUUACAGUGGGCCGAACCUGCAACCGUUGCAUUUGAAAGGAAUAUAUUCCUGGACGGAACAUGUCUGCAAGUUGCAUUAUCUAAGAAGGUCUAUGUUCUCUAAGAACAAGUUAUGCAAGUUCACCGCAUACUUUUAUACAAUUUGUCCUUCAUGGUGGAAUAUGUAUAUUUAGCACAACUGCUGAAUAAUUACCCACUAUAAAAUUUUCUUCCUAGAAAGUACAUCCAGGUUUAUGACCGUGAUUGUGUUUACAUUUUAAGGUGCCUAGUAUUAAAGAGUUGUUACCCUUCCCCAGUUUUAAAUGGAUAAUUCCACAGAUUGUUUGUAUUUAAUCUAGCCUUUGUGGCUAUAGUUUAUUACUUAAUACUGACAAGGCAAUCAUUGAUCUGUAUGCUGUAAUUCUGUGAGUAGAAUGUUCUGUAUGUUAUGUUCUAGAACCUGUAAUCAUUACAUAGGGGGCCCUAUUGUAAACACAGACUUCAACAUUGUCCUAUCCUACAGGACAGGGCUUAGGAAAAUGAGGCAUAGUGGCACAUGCAGACCAUGUACAAAUACAGUAUAACACACAAGUUGUAAAGUCUGUAACGUUCCACAUAUGUUCUUGGCAUUCCAGGAACUUGAAGCUUUUGAUUGAAGGCCAACAUAAGAUCAGCGUAGGACAGCAAAUGGCAGCUUUACAUCCUUUGAAUGACCACUUCUUAAAGGACCCUUAGGGUAUUCAUUCUUGUGGACUCGACACAAUGGCAUUUAAUGAUCAUACCUCAAUUUUAAUUGUAUCCUGAGGAUGUUUGGGCUCAUUGGCCAAGUUUACCUUCUCUGUUCGAGUGUGCCACACAAGAACCUGUAAUGAAAAUUGCACACAACUGUUACUCUUUUGUGAAAUCCUGUUUUUGCACAGUUAACUUAAUAAAUGAGGGUCAUUGACUUGUGAUGUAGUCUGUUUAGCUAUUAUAAGAAUUUGUGUGUAAAAUGUACUAUGAGAGGAA
Molecule: messenger RNA, 3276 nt
Organism: Pelobates fuscus (common spadefoot toad)
Lineage: Eukaryota; Metazoa; Chordata; Amphibia; Anura; Pelobatidae
Gene: SMAP1
Product: small ArfGAP 1
Exons: 12
Coding region: 279-1688 (469 amino acids)
Biological process (GO): regulation of clathrin-dependent endocytosis
Cellular component (GO): cytoplasm
Molecular function (GO): metal ion binding; GTPase activator activity
Source: RefSeq, a predicted model, not a curated record